GGGUGUGAACACUUUUUCGCCAGAGGGGAGGCUGUUCCAAGUGGAGUAUGCCAUCGAGGCCAUAAAGCUUGGUUCCACGGCCAUCGGGAUCCAGACCUCAGAGGGUGUCUGCCUGGCCGUGGAGAAGAGGAUCACUUCCCCGCUCAUGGAGCCCAGCAGCAUCGAGAAGAUCGUCGAAAUCGAUUCUCACAUAGGGUGUGCCAUGAGCGGCUUAAUAGCUGAUGCAAAGACUUUAAUCGAUAAAGCGAGAGUGGAGACUCAG
Messenger RNA from Pterocles gutturalis (yellow-throated sandgrouse), 262 nucleotides. Its product is annotated as proteasome subunit alpha type-5-like. Lineage: Eukaryota; Metazoa; Chordata; Aves; Pterocliformes; Pteroclidae. The record is from RefSeq and is a predicted model, not a curated record. Gene Ontology annotation, biological process: ubiquitin-dependent protein catabolic process. The transcript is spliced from 3 exons. The annotation marks the transcript as partial. Gene Ontology annotation, cellular component: proteasome core complex; nucleus; proteasome core complex, alpha-subunit complex.